Molecule: messenger RNA, 2477 nt
Organism: Electrophorus electricus (electric eel)
Lineage: Eukaryota; Metazoa; Chordata; Actinopteri; Gymnotiformes; Gymnotidae
Gene: wnt7bb
Product: wingless-type MMTV integration site family, member 7Bb
Biological process (GO): neuron differentiation; canonical Wnt signaling pathway; positive regulation of JNK cascade
Cellular component (GO): extracellular region
Molecular function (GO): cytokine activity; frizzled binding
Source: RefSeq, a predicted model, not a curated record
AUUCCAGCCUGGCAACCACACUGUAACAACCUCACCGCUGAGAGAUGACAGACUCAAUCUCUCGCUCGCUGCUACACACAUACGGUCCUGGGAAUUAAGAGCUUCGUAGAACGUUUUCUUUACUGCGGACCGCGGCAUCAAACUGGAAAACAGAGUUUGUCGCUUGGCGCAAGUGGACUAAACGCUCAACGGGAAUAAAGGAGUUCACAUUUGUUUUUCUCUCAAUCGAUCAGAAAGCGGCUAUUUGCUCAAUGUCACCAUGAUCAUCCUCUCCUCUCGCAGUGUGCUGCUGUCAGUCUACUACCCGCAGAUAUUCCUCAUCCUUACGAGCGGUAGCUACCUGGCCCUUUCCUCUGUGGUGGCCCUGGGUGCCAACAUCAUCUGCAAUAAGAUUCCAGGCCUGGCUCCACGCCAGAGGGCCAUUUGCCAAAGCCGCCCUGACGCCAUCAUCGUGAUAGGCGAGGGUGCUCAGCUGGGCAUCAAUGAGUGUCAGUACCAGUUCCGCUACGGCCGCUGGAACUGCUCGGCACUGGGGGAGCGCACAGUCUUUGGCCAGGAGCUCCGAGUAGGCAGCAGGGAGGCAGCAUUCACCUACGCCAUCACGGCGGCAGGAGUGGCCCACGCGGUAACAGCAGCAUGUAGCCAAGGCAACAUGAGCCACUGUGGCUGCGACCGCGAGAAGCAGGGCUACUACAACCAGGAGGAGGGCUGGAAGUGGGGCGGCUGCUCUGCUGACAUCAAAUACGGCAUCGAGUUCUCCCGACGAUUCGUGGAUGCUCGUGAGAUUAAAAAAAAUGCCCGCCGUCUGAUGAACCUUCACAACAAUGAAGCGGGAAGAAAGGUGCUGGAGGAGCGCAUGAAGCUGGAGUGCAAAUGUCAUGGAGUAUCAGGCUCCUGCACCACCAAGACGUGCUGGACCACCCUCCCUAAGUUCCGUGAAAUCGGCUAUGUGCUAAAGGACAAGUACAACAAAGCAGUACAUGUGGAGGUGGUCCGAGCGAGUCGACUUCGCCAGCCCACGUUCCUGAAGGUGAAGAAGACUCACGGCUAUCAGAAACCCCUGGAGACGGACCUGGUCUACGUUGAGCGCUCCCCUAACUACUGUGAAGAGGAUACCAAGACUGGCAGUGUGGGCACACAGGGCCGCCUGUGCAACAGAACAUCCCCACACACAGAUGGCUGCGACCUCAUGUGCUGUGGCCGGGGCUACAACACGCACCAGUACACCAAGGUGUGGCAGUGCAACUGCAAGUUUCAGUGGUGCUGUUUUGUCAAAUGCAACACGUGCAGUGAGAGGACGGAGGUGUUCACCUGCAAGUGAACGGGCAUGUGCGAAGGAGGGGGGCAGGUGGGAGAGGGAGUGCAGAGACAGUUGGAGCAAGAGACCUGCGGAAUGGAAGAGAUAUUAUUUUUGGAAUAUCACAAAACGGAAACGGAAUGGGAGUUUGACACUAUCGGCUCUUCUUGGCAUUGUUUUGCACAGCAGAAUUUUUAUGUUUGCUUUCCUAUAGAAAUUAAAUGCUAAAUUCUGUCAGUAGGUACAAGCCCAGCUGUUGGGCUUUAAACUACCAGAAGCUCAUGCACUGAUGUAUCCACACUGAUUCAAACAAAAGGACUGCAGGAUACAAGAUGUGCCCUGGACCUGUGCAUUGCAUUCUGUUUUUUUUUUCCAUUCCCUGGGAAGCAACAGUCAAAAUGGAGGCUACAGGAAUUUGGAUAUUGACAGUAACUGCUUGAAAGAGAUCAGAAAGGGUUGGUUAAGUUAGCCUGGGUUACACUAUAGAGAGAGAGAGAUGGAAGCAGGGAGGAAGGUACAUUUAACUCAUGAUCUUAAGCUCUGUAAAGACAAGAAUGGAAUUUCAGAAUGCGGACGGAGCAGAUUGAAAAAUGGAGACAUUGCUACAAGAAGCCUCUGCUACCAACUGGAAUGUGGUGGAACAUGUUAGCUGUCCAGUCACACUGGAACUGUCUGUUUGAACACUGAAAAUAAAUUGUUUAUUUAUGUUAUAGUCUCUUAAAAAAGCAAAGCACUAACGGGUAGAAAUGUCUUAUUUUGUACUAAGUGUAAAGAAACAGAGAGAUGGGGAAAAAAACCCUUUUUAGAAACUCAUGACUGAAGGUGUGCGUCUUUUCAGAAAAAGUCCCCAGGUUCUUUGACAGAAAGUUUUUUUUUCCCUGAAAUGGUUUAACCAUUAAUGGUGUGUUGACUUCAGAAACCACUUUUUAGGACGGUUUACAGUUUACUUAUUUAACAUUGGUUCUACUUUGCUGUAGCCUAACUUUAGUGUGCAGUAAAGUAUGCACUAAAAUUUGGAUCACACUACUUUUUUAAACUUAGAUAACAGCCAGAAGAAAAGUUAAAAAAACACCCUUUUAAAGAUAUUUCCUCAAUUCAAUAUGUUGUCGAGUGCUGCACUGAUAUUUUUCUAUUCUGAUACAUUGCAAAUGAAACUAAAUAAAUAUCCAUUUGACUGACA